UGUUAUGUCAUCUCAACAAAAAUGUUCAAAGUGUUUAAGCAGACUUUAAAGGUGCAAGUUGUCAACGUGCUAAAAGUCCGAACCUUUUUAUCCCACGCUUAUUACUGUAAUGAAGUAUGGGACCAACGCUUCCAAGAUUCGAUACUUGAAAAAGUCAAUUUGGACGAGCUCUACAAUGAGUUGGAACAGCAGUAUCAGAGAACGAGGAACAUAAAUGCAGUCGAUGUGGAUGUGUUCGCUCACAGCGUUAGAGAUGAAAGCUACAUUGAAGAGCUGCUAGAUUUAUUAUAUAAGUUACGUAUGAGCGCAGACACCUGCAACACGCUUAAUUCCACCUCGCAUGCUGUUAUUCGAGACUUUACUAACUUCGCCAAAACGGAUCAGUUACUUCAAACUCUGGACGACCGGCUGAACUACGGAGUAUUUCUCGAUCACUACACGGCCAAUCUUUUACUGGAUACCUUUUGGAAGAGCAAGGAUUACAGAUCGGGCGCUCGCGUAGCUAGCCAAUUAAUGCUGCAGGAAGACUUUAAUCAUCCGAUAUCUUCAAGUUUGUCCCUGCUGCACUGCUUCAAAUUCCUGCAGAAUCCGUCGGAAUGGCCUCAGCCGCCUAAACCAGAGGAGCCAGAGGAAGAAGUGCGAGUACGUGUUAAAUAUGUACGGAACCCUCACGACGACGAGCAUUUCGACUUAAAAGACCCUCAUAGGAUCGUCGGUAAAACGCUCAUAGAAAUUGCCAGACCGUUUCAGGAUUCUUUAAAUCGCUCCUUUUAUUUAUUGGGCGUAAUGCUCUACAAACCCGAUAAAGCUGUCGGCGUCAUAGACAAAUUUGUUAAGGACAAUGUCGUGGUUUACAAAAAUGUAUUAAGCGUGGUACCCGAGGAAGCGCUCGGUACGUUUAGCGUAGACAAACUUCAAAUGGAAAGUGUAGAGCUCGGGAUACUCGAAGAUAAUGUACGGACUGCGGUUAAUAAAAUGUCGGAGAAAGACAUAGCGGUACAAUGUGAGGCGUACGUACGGUGGGAGAAGGAAAGGAAAGAAGCAUUGGAGAACCAGCACAAACGAUUAUUAGCAAUGCAGAGGUUGUCAAACAUUGAAAAGCUGCAAAAGGAUAUGAAGGAGAAGGAAAUGUUGCUUUGGUUCUUUGAGAACGAGGAGAAGAUCGAGUUGGAAAUCGAGGCGAAGAAAAAGGAGAUAGAGGCAAGCAAGAUGCUGAGGAGAGGUCCAAAAAUGAAGGAGGACGAGGAGGAGUACAUUCCUCCUGAAGUGUACAAACGGAAAAGUGUUUAGCAUAUUAAAUUGUAAAUAGUAUGUUUUUUAUUGGUCUCCUGUUUUAAUUCGACAUUUUUAUAAGCAUAACGUUGAAGUGUAUUCUGCUCCUCCAAGUGACUAUUCAUGUCCCCUUAUCAAUCUAUGCUUCUGAGCAAAAUAAAAAAAUGUACUCAA
Photinus pyralis (common eastern firefly) is the source of this 1446-nucleotide messenger RNA. RefSeq lists its product as uncharacterized. The transcript has a single exon. NCBI's taxonomy places the organism in Eukaryota, Metazoa, Arthropoda, Insecta, Coleoptera, Lampyridae. The coding region runs from base 22 to 1290 and encodes 422 amino acids. The record is from RefSeq and is a predicted model, not a curated record. Gene Ontology annotation, cellular component: mitochondrion.